UAAUGCAUUUCUCUCGCUUUCACUCUGGACAGAAGAUUCUGGCAGGGGCUCAAAAAGAAUGGCACCCUUGUGGUUGUUGGGUGUGUUUCUCACUGGCACUCUCCUGUCUCAGACUGAAGGAGUUAUAGAGGAUGUUGCCCUGGGCAGUCCAUUUGUGGAAAGUGCUGUAAGUGAAGCCAUGGAACUCGUGGACACGGCCUACAAAAUGUCCAGAGACCAACACAAGGAGAAACUGAGAAAAAGGUCCCUGAGAACAACUGACCUUCUGCGUUUCUUUAAGCAACCUUUCGCAGAAACGAGGAGAGCAGUGCGGUCAGCAGAGUACAUGGAAAUGGCAAUGCAUCUUAUUCAACGCAAUGUUCAUCGAAUCCACAAGCGGUCCCUGAAUGCAUCAGAUUUGUUAACACCAGCUGACCUGGAUACCAUUGCACGUGUCACAGGCUGUCUGGCCAUACGUCAACCUCCAAUAUGUAAAGACGACUGUUUUUCAGACCGAUACAGGACUUUCACCUCUGUGUGUAACAACAGGAGGAAGCCUCGCCUGGGAUCGUCCAACAUUGCACUCAGCCGAUGGCUCCCAGCUCGCUAUGAAGAUGGGUUUUCACUUCCACUGGGCUGGACUCCAAUCAGGCUGCAUUUUGGAUUCCGGCUGCCACUGGUUCGACAAGUGUCAAAUGUUAUCCUGAGAACAGCCAAUAAAGAUGUGGUCUCAGAUUUAACAAGAAGUCAUUUUUUUAUGCAAUGGGGUCAGUGGAUUGAUCACGACAUGAGUUUAAGCCCUUUUAGUGGCAGCCUCCAGACCUUCAAUGAUGGCAUCAAUUGUGACCGAACUUGUAUUCAGCAAAGUCCUUGUUUCCCAAUUAAGAUCCCUCCAAGUGACACAAGAAUCAAGGACACAACUAAAUGCUUGCCGUUCUUCCGGUCAGCUCCUGCGUGUGGCAGCGGUGAGCUGGGUGCAUUAUUUGGAGAUGUCAACACUCGUCAGCAGAUCAAUGCACUUACUGCUUUCAUUGAUGUGAAUGAGGUCUAUGGCAGCACAGACUGUUUGGCCAACAAACUCAGAAACCUCACUAAUGAACUUGGCCUGUUGGCUGUCAAUGAGAAAUACUCUGACAAUGGACGAGAAUAUUUACCAUUUAACACCAUUUCAAGCAACCUUUGUGGAAGUAUGGGGGAAAGUUGUUUAACCAGUGAAAAUUCAACUCCAUGUUUUUUGGCUGGAGAUGUACGAGUGAAUGAACAGCUAGCCCUGUUAUCAUUACAUACAGUGUUUCUCCGGGAACACAAUCGUUUAGCAAGAGAGUUGAAGAGAAUGAACCCUCACUGGAGCGGAGAUACGACCUAUCAUGAAGCGAGAAAAAUCCUGGGAGCUUUUCAGCAGAUAAUAACCUACAGAGACUUUCUUCCAUUGCUUAUUGGGAAUGAAGCAACAAAGAAAUAUCUCCCACGUUAUGAAGCCUAUAAUGAAUUUAUUGAUCCUGGUAUUGCCAAUGUUGUCUCAACAGCAGCUUUCCGUUUUGGGCAUCUUAUCAUUCAGCCAAAGCUAUUCCGCCUUAAUGAAAACUACCAGGAACAUCCUCAGUUCAAAAACAUUGAACUGCACAAGGCUUUCUUCACUCCCUGGAGACUGAUCAAGGAAGGUGGGGUUGAUCCCCUCAUACGAGGGUUGUUGGGCAGACCGGCCAAGCUGCAGGUGCAGGACAAGAUGAUGCAUGAUGAAUUACGUGAAAAACUUUUUGAAUUGACCAGCCAAAUAGCCCUGGACCUGGGUUCUUUGAAUAUGCAGCGUUCGCGAGAUCAUGGAAUUCCAGGUUAUAAUGCUUGGCGGAAAUUCUGUGGCCUUACGCAGAUCAACAAUCUUAAUCAAUUUCGUCAAGUUAUCAAGAAUUUGAAAGUGGCAAGGAAAUUCUUCGAAUUGUACAGAACUGCAAACAAUAUUGAUGUGUGGAUUGGGGCUAUUGCUGAACCUUCGGUCACAGGUGGAAAGGUGGGCCCAUUGUUGGCUUGUUUAAUAGGACAGCAAUUCAAGAACCUGAGAGAUGGUGACAGAUUCUGGUGGGAAAAUGACGGUGUUUUUUCAGGCAGCCAACGCCAGGCUCUUGCUAAAAUCUCCCUGUCCAGGAUUAUCUGUGAUAACACCGGGAUUCAAUCUGUUCCUCGGGAAGCAUUUAAAUUCAGUCAGUAUCCAAGCGGAUAUGUGGAGUGCAACACGAUACCAGCAGUAGACCUGAGUGACUGGAAGGAGGAUACUCAAGUGACCCCCUGUGGUUCUGUUCCUGUUGUGAGAUUUGGCCAUUUCUCAAUCUGUAAUUUGGCAGUCAAAUACACCUGUAAGUCCGGAUUCAAGAUAGUGGGAGGCGACACAAUAAAGUGUCUGAGUAAUGGAAAAUGGGACUCAACACCACCUAGAUGUGCGGGUGCAAGAGUCAAGAUUUGCUCAAAAUGGAAGCAGUUAGAGAACGGAUACCUGGAAAAGGUGCAUGGAGUUCCUUGUCAGGAUGAAGGGGCAAUAGCAGCGGAGGACAACUUAAUUGAACCAGAAGAACAUUAAGAUGACGGUGGGCCACUGGAACUUAGCAAGAGAAUUAUUCCAAAAAUAUCCAAAUUUUCUGCACAACCUGCAACUGAGAAUCCAAAGCUAAUUGGACUAAUUCAAUUCUAUCAUAUCAUUUCUGAUGAACAGUGAGACUAGUCACAUGUGAAAUUUAACCCAAACAUAAAUGGGUAGGUUUAGACCGAGUUUGGAGCAGUGGGGAUUCAGAAUGUUUUAAAUUGGGUUCCAAACCAAAACUAGCUCAACCUACUUUCAGUCUGAACUGAGACAGGGAAGAGAUGGCUUAUGUCAUUUUUUUUUAGAUUUGAUUUAGAUUUUUUGUUAGCCUUCCUAAAUCUUGGUCCCAAAUCAGUGAUAGGAGACAAAAAUUGUUUGGAUCGAAGAAUUGAAUGCCCUUGUAUCUAGCUCCUGGAUUUAGUGUGACUACCUGAGGAAAUUUCACAAUCCAGCUCUCUCAAACCUUGCCCAGUUGCUCUCAGAACCCACAGCCCUCAUUAGAUCUUCAAGCCAUCUCCUGAUCCCUUUGAUCUGCCUCAUCAAAAUUGUGAACCCUCCCGAUCCCCACUUCUGACUUCCUGAUCCACAACAUUCCCUGUCUCCAACCCCAACCCUAUCCAUGAAUAGCGGCCACCCUGGAUUGCUCUCACAUACUGAUUGAUUUCUCUAUACGUGGAGUGGAAUUUUAGAUUUGAAAUUCAGCUUGCUUAAUCUGUGUAUUUUAAAAUGCUUUUUUGCAAACUCCUGUACUCUGAGAGAGGAGAGCAAUUAUUUUGUGUAUUGAUACAUUGUGUCUGAAUAGAGUCAUCUUGUGCUGCUGCUGCAGUGAUACACCUAAUCUCAAAACACUGGCAGAUUUAGUUAUCAACCAAGAAAUCAAUGAUUAAUUAGAAGAAGCAGCGUAAUUAUAUUUGUACUCAAAAAGUAAGUAAUUGAUCAUUAGAAAUAAAAAUAAUUUUAAGAUUAAUUUUUACCGAUAAAUCUAAUAGAAUUUACUCAUAACCUGAGAAGCGGCCUCUGCAAGAUACAAGGCAAAACACCUCCAAUUCCCGAAAAGCUAAAACUGUCCUUGGGUUUCACAGUCACAGACGCACAGACUAAUUAAUGUAGGCCUGCCAUUCUAGGAGAAAAGUGUAUCAUUUUCUCAUGUUAAGUCACCUUGUAGAAUGGUAAAGACCAGUUAAUUUAAGCAUCACUGGAUUAUUAGCAAAUUGGAUACUUUAAUUAAAAUGUACCGAAUGUACGGUAAAAUAAGGUUUUUGAGUGUCAUAUUUUGUGCAUGUGUGUAGAGGUUUUCCAGCUGAGGGAAUUGAUGCUUUUGUCCGCGUUAAGGCAGAAACUUAAGGUGUUUUGAAAUGUCAGAUUUUAAGAUGGUGUAGUUAGGACUUCUGUCAUUGGGAACUUUGAUAUGUAAUGUCUUGGGAAAGAAGAACUUUUUCCAUCCACAAAUGGGAAUCCAGUUGAACCAGAAGUCGGUCUUGUAUAUGAAUAUAUUGCUUUACCCUCUUUUGUAUGGAGGCUAUUGUGAACCUCUCAAGCUUAGCAUUAUCUUCUGCUUGGUACUAGAAUCAUUAUAGAAUCAUUAUACUGUAUUAUGUUCUUUGCUUAUAUUCAAUAAAAUUUGGUUUUAUGC
This is a messenger RNA of Chiloscyllium plagiosum (whitespotted bambooshark), 4184 nucleotides long. Its product is annotated as myeloperoxidase-like. Gene Ontology annotation, molecular function: heme binding; peroxidase activity. NCBI's taxonomy places the organism in Eukaryota, Metazoa, Chordata, Chondrichthyes, Orectolobiformes, Hemiscylliidae. The record is from RefSeq and is a predicted model, not a curated record. Gene Ontology annotation, biological process: response to oxidative stress.